AUUAUCCCGGGCGAGUAUAAUGCACUGUCGCUUGCCCUGCCCGGGGUAAUGCAGUGUCUAGCUAAGGCUAUGGUCCAUCGUCUUCCCGAUCUAAAGUCGGGGGAACUGAACUAGGGCCAUGGCUAGAGGUGCCUGGCGGCCAGGCAUAAAACGCUAGAGGGUGGUCCCCCCGAAAAACAUUAACCGGUAUGGACCUUCGGGCCAAAUAUGGAGGCUGAUAAGGAGCAAGCACGGGUUGGGAUGUCAACCCAAACGUCGGUGGAAAGCGUGACUGCUACCACCGGCGGGCACGGGGAGGAGCAAUCCUCUCUGCGUGUCGCCAGCGGUCACACCUCGGGCAUGGCGGAAGCAGGUCAUGUCAGUUGCAAUACUACUGCCACAAAAACGACGCGUUGCAGGGUGAGCCGCGCCGGUGCCGUUGUCGACGCAGACUCGGACCUGGAGAGCGUGCUAUCCAUUAGAAAGACCGAAGAGGAAAGCCUUCUCCGCUCGCCGGAACCAGGUACCAGCUUCCUGCGUAGGGAAGGGCCGAAGCGUUCCAAGGAGGGGAUGAAGGCAAAAGCUCAGUAUAAGGCGGCCCUCAAGUUACUGAGCCGGCUCCGGGGCAAGGCGGAUAUCUCCCAAGAGGAGAAGUCCAAGCUAGCCUGGGCUGAGCAACGGGUACAGGAGGGCCGCGAACACUACGCGCAGUUGCCCCAGAUGAAGGAAACAAACGGUGGAUUCGCCAACAAGGUGGAGGAGAUGUUGGCCACCAAGAGGCAACGCUCGAUCGAUUGAGUCUUGCGCUGGACGACUCGGAGGAGGAGGAGGACGGUGACCUGACAAUCAUAGUCAACCCGUCGUGCGAGGUUGAGUUAGCCACUAAGGGUGCAGCAACUCAAUCUUCAUAAAAGCUAGGUAGCGUCGGCGGAGCUCCUCAUUGCCAUGCAGCAGGGACCGCCGACAUAGCUUUAGUCCAGGAGCCGUGGAUUGCGUCAGGCAACUCUGUGGCCGGACUAUAAAGUCCUCAAAUUACAGCUUUCUCUAUUAAAAAUCGCACGAAUGACUUGACGGUGGUGAUGCUGGAGAGCGAGGAAAAGCGCCUAAUGGCAGCUUCCUGCUACAUGGCACACGACAGGCCCGCCCCACCGGAAGAACUUAGG
Messenger RNA from Drosophila pseudoobscura, 1142 nucleotides. RefSeq lists its product as uncharacterized. The coding region runs from base 208 to 777 and encodes 189 amino acids. The transcript is spliced from 2 exons. The record is from RefSeq and is a predicted model, not a curated record. Lineage: Eukaryota; Metazoa; Arthropoda; Insecta; Diptera; Drosophilidae.